AUGGUGGCUUUGUUAGUGAGUUGUAUUUUAUUUCAAUUCUUAGGAACUGAGGCAUUUAAAAAUCUCACAGGCUGCUCUGUCGGAAAUAAGCGGGGCAUAUGUAUGACGCAAAGUGAUUGUUUUGCUGUCUUUUAUGGGAGCAAAGACUGUGGUGAAGACAUAUGUUGCCUAGACACAAGGAUCAGUUUUCGAAAGUGCUUUGAAUAUGAAAAGAAAUUUUCUAUCGACAUCGCCCCGAUUAGAACGCAGUACAGAAUAAUCGGUGGGACUAAUGCUGAAACAUAUGAAUUCCCCUUCAUGGUAGCGAUCGGAAAAGAACCGGAUUCAUCGAAUGAACAGAAGUGGUUCUGUGGUGGGAGUAUUGUCAGCGAAAACUUUGUAAUAACGGCUGCGCACUGCAUAAAAAAAGAAAACCCGACCAGCUACAUGAUUCUGGCAGGGACUACAAACUUCAAUAACACCAAGGCACAGUUACGCUAUGCUGCUGAGGUGAUUAUUCAUCCGAAGUUUACUCCAUGGAAGAUAGGCUAUGAUUUGGCCCUCAUUAGGGUGGCGGAGCCUUUUCAAUUAUCUCCCAACGUCUUCCCGCUCUGCCUUCUCGGCCCAUCCAAUCUAGCUAUUAUUGCUAAAGGACUGGCAAUCGGCUUUGGUUUAGAGAAGGAAGAUAAAACGAAAAGCUCGGGCAGCCUGAGGAAGGUGAAACUGGACUUAUUCUCUUCUGAACAAUGUGACGAAUUCUAUCCUGCAAUAGUCCAAUACAGUGGGCAAAAGCCUAGCAUGUUGUGUGCAGGUGUUGUUGGAGGAGGCAAGGACACUUGUCAAGGAGACUCAGGUGGUCCACUGAGCGUCCCUCUAAUGAUGCCCGCAAGGCAACAUGGUUUAGUUGGAGUUACUUCAGCGGGACUGUCUUGCGGUUUGUCCAAAUCUCCUGGGCUUUAUGUUAAAGUGCCGUAUUUUUUGUCAUGGAUUGAAAGAAAUGUAUGGAAAGAAGAGAUGGAAAAACUAAUGUGA
Molecule: messenger RNA, 1011 nt
Organism: Nezara viridula (southern green stink bug)
Lineage: Eukaryota; Metazoa; Arthropoda; Insecta; Hemiptera; Pentatomidae
Source: the annotation of a GenBank genome assembly